AGUCGCAGCGGCUCCAGCCUCCAGCUCGCUCACUCGCUCUCAGUGCCCGGAGCCGGUUGCCCGGCUCAGGGCGGUUCGCAGCUCGCGCUCCUGCCGGGGAACCUGAAGCCUCUCCGGCUCCGGGGCACAGGACCGUGGGACUGGCUGGCCCGAGCCCUGGGCACGCCGCGGAAGCAGGGCCUGAUGGCGCCAUCCACGGUGGGCCUCCUUGUCAUCUCCCUUCUGCAAGCCGCCCUCACUCUGAACCCUGAGGACCCCAAUGUGUGUAGCCACUGGGAGAGCUAUGCCGUGACUGUGCAGGAGUCUUACGCACACCCCUUUGAUCAGAUCUACUACACACGAUGCGCAGAUAUACUCAACUGGUUCAAGUGCACCCGGCAUCGGAUCAGCUAUAAGACGGCAUACAGGCGUGGCCUCCGGACCAUGUACCGGCGAAGGUCCCAAUGCUGCCCUGGCUAUUAUGAGAAUGGAGACUUCUGCAUUCCCCUGUGCACUGAGGAGUGUAUGCACGGCCGUUGCGUCUCUCCAGAUACCUGCCAUUGUGAACCUGGAUGGGGAGGCCCUGACUGCUCCAGCGGUUGUGACAGCGAGCACUGGGGUCCCCACUGCAGCAAUCGGUGUCAGUGUCAGAACGGCGCCCUGUGCAACCCUAUCACCGGUGCCUGCGUGUGCGCCCCUGGCUUCCGAGGCUGGCGCUGUGAAGAACUCUGCGCACCCGGUACCCACGGCAAGGGCUGCCAGCUGCCUUGUCAGUGCCACCACGGCGCCAGCUGCGACCCGCGCACUGGCGAGUGCCUCUGCGCUCCGGGCUACACCGGCGUCUACUGCGAGGAGCUGUGCCCCCCUGGGAGCCAUGGAGCUCACUGUGAACUACGCUGCCCCUGCCAAAAUGGGGGCACCUGCCACCACAUCACUGGAGAGUGUGCCUGCCCUCCAGGCUGGACGGGAGCAGUGUGUGCCCAGCCCUGCCCACCAGGGACAUUUGGCCAGAACUGUAGUCAGGAUUGUCCUUGCCACCAUGGAGGCCAGUGUGAUCAUGUGACUGGACAAUGCCACUGUACAGCUGGAUACAUGGGGGACAGGUGCCAAGAGGAAUGUCCCUUUGGAACUUUUGGUUUCCGGUGCUCUCAGCGCUGUGACUGCCACAACGGAGGUCAAUGUUCACCGACCACAGGUGCCUGUGAGUGUGAGCCUGGCUACAAGGGCCCUAGCUGCCAGGAGCGGCUAUGCCCCGAGGGCUUGCACGGCCCAGGCUGCACCUUACCCUGUCCCUGUGACACUGAGAACACUAUCAGCUGUCAUCCAGUCACUGGAGCUUGUACCUGCCAACCUGGCUGGUCAGGCCACUUCUGCAACGAGUCCUGCCCUGCCGGCUACUAUGGCAACGGUUGCCAGCUGCCCUGCACCUGCCAGAAUGGCGCUGACUGCCACAGCAUCACUGGGGGCUGCACUUGUGCCCCAGGCUUCAUGGGAGAAGUGUGUGCCAUUCCCUGCGCUGCUGGGACCUAUGGUCCCAACUGCUCAUCUGUAUGCAGCUGUAGCAAUGGCGGCACCUGUUCCCCUGUGGAUGGCUCCUGCACUUGCCAAGAGGGGUGGCAGGGCCCGGACUGCUCCCUGCCAUGUCCCAGUGGGACAUGGGGCCUGAACUGCAAUGAGACUUGUGUCUGUGCCAAUGGGGCAGCCUGCAGCCCUUCUGACGGCUCCUGCGCCUGUACCCCAGGUUGGCUGGGGGACUCCUGUGAACAGCCCUGCCCAGCUGGCACGUUCGGGCUGAACUGUAGCGAGCAUUGUGAUUGCAGCCAUGCUGAUGGCUGUGACCCUGUCACAGGCCACUGCUGCUGCCUAGCAGGAUGGACAGGCAUCCGCUGUGACAGCACGUGCCCCCCAGGUCGCUGGGGCCCCAACUGCUCAGUGCCCUGCAGCUGUGAGAACGGAGGCUCCUGUUCUCCAGAGGACGGGAGCUGCGAGUGUGCCCCUGGCUUCCGAGGACCCUUAUGUCAGAGAAUCUGCCCACCAGGGUUCUACGGCUAUGGCUGCACCCAGUCUUGUCCUCUCUGCGUGCACAGCAACGGCCCCUGCCACCAUGUCAGUGGCAUCUGUGAGUGCCUGCCAGGAUUCUCUGGAGCCUUGUGCAACCAAGUGUGUGCCGGAGGGCACUUUGGGCAGGAUUGUGCCCAGCUCUGUUCCUGUGCCAACAAUGGGACCUGCAGCCCCAUCGACGGCUCCUGUCAGUGCUUCCCUGGGUGGAUCGGCAAGGACUGCUCACAGGCCUGCCCAUCUGGGUUCUGGGGCUCUGCCUGCUUCCAUACAUGCAGCUGCCACAACGGGGCGAGCUGCAGCGCCGAGGAUGGGGCCUGCCACUGCACCCCUGGCUGGACUGGACUCUUCUGCACGCAGCGUUGCCCUGCAGCAUUUUUUGGGAAGGAUUGUGGGCACAUAUGCCAGUGUCAGAAUGGAGCCAGCUGUGACCACAUCACUGGGAAAUGCACCUGUCGAACAGGCUUCACCGGGCGCCACUGUGAACAGAGAUGUGCCCCCGGAACCUUUGGAUAUGGGUGUCAGCAGCUAUGUGAGUGCAUGAACAAUGCCACUUGUGACCAUGUCACUGGUACCUGUUACUGCAGCCCCGGAUUCAAAGGAAUCAGGUGUGACCAAGCUGCCCUCAUGAUGGAUGAACUGAAUCCCUACACCAAGAUCAGUCCAGCUUUGGGAGCAGAGCGGCACUCAGUGGGUGCUGUCACAGGCAUCAUCCUCCUGUUGUUCCUGGUUGUGGUAUUGCUGGGCCUGUUUGCCUGGCGACGGAGGCGGCAGAAAGAAAAAGGCCGUGACUUGGCUCCUCGUGUCUCCUACACCCCAGCCAUGAGGAUGACCAGCACAGACUACUCUCUCUCAGAUUUGUCUCAAAGUAGCAGUCAUGCCCAGUGCUUUUCCAAUGCCAGCUACCACACACUGGCGUGCGGGGUGCCUGCCACCAGCCAGGCCAGCACUCUGGACAGGAACAGCCCCACCAAGCUCAGUAACAAGUCCCUUGACAGAGACACAACAGGCUGGACCCCCUACAGCUAUGUGAACGUGUUAGACUCCCAUUUCCAGAUCAGUGCCCUGGAGGCCAGGUACCCGCCCGAGGACUUCUACAUUGAACUUAGACACCUCAGCCGCCACAAUGAGCCACACUCACCAGGCACUUGUGGAAUGGAUAGACGUCAGAACACAUACAUUAUGGACAAAGGCUUCAAAGAUUACAUGAAAGAAUCUGCGUGCAGUUCUAGUACUUGUUCCUUGAACAGCAGUGAAAACCCUUAUGCUACAAUUAAGGAUCCACCCAUCCUCACCUGCAAGCUUCCAGAAAGCAGCUAUGUAGAAAUGAAGUCACCUGUGCACAUGGGGUCUCCGUACACAGAUGUGCCAUCCUUGUCGACAUCUAAUAAAAAUAUAUAUGAAGUUGAGCCCACAGUCAGUGUGGUCCAAGAAGGCCGAGGUCAUAACUCCAGCUAUAUACAGAAUCCAUACGACCUACCUAGGAACAGUCAUAUUCCUGGUCAUUAUGACCUCCUCCCAGUAAGACAGAGCCCUGCCAAUGGGCCCUCCCAGGACAAGCAGUAAGAAGGAUAAACUUCUCUCUUAAGUGUGCUCUGCUGACUAUUCUCUGACUCUGAAAGAAGAAAUUCCGUGACUUGAAAUAUCAGUACAGAUUGAUCUGGAUUGAAAGAAGCACUUCCAAAUGGGAUUGGGGUAACUGUUCAAGGAGUCUGUUCACAAAGGCAAAUCAUAUCACCUUCAGCCCUAAGUGCCCUGGAUAUAAUUUUUAAAACAUUUAAGACAUCGCUACUCAUCAACAUCAGCUAAAUUCAGAUAAAAGAUAUGUAUUUAAUAUUCUGAAACAACGCUUACAAUGCAUGUGGCUUAGGUUUUGCAAACUUUUCUAGGAGAAGAAGGGGACUGGGGAAUGGAGAGGGGCACUUUAGAGCACCUGAAAAGUGUAUGUGCUGUUGAUUAUUGUUACCAUCUGCUUCAGUAUCGAAGGGAACUGGUGCGGGGAUAUGAAUUGUUCUAAUAUUAAUAGUAAAAUCUGUGUACAUACAGGUAUGGUCCAUCAAAGUAUAACAGCCAUAAUCAGAGUUUAAAAUAUAGCAUACUUCUGACAACUUGCAUUUUCAAAAAUAAGAAUUUAAUAAAGACAGAGUCACUUUCUUCUAUCCCAUCAGUGAUAGGAGGCAAAACAGAAAGGGGGAGAAAAAGAGUAAUUAUUUCAAAAGUGCAGCAGUUUCAUUCAGUCUAGAAUGGUUUCUAUGCCUGCUUUACCAAGUCUUGUCAAGAAUAAUGAAGGCCAGUCCUGGCCUGGCUGCACUGCAUUAAUACGCCUAACACUGAGUCAUUCUGUGUGUACCAGAGAACUAAGCUGCUACUUUAAGAUAGUAGUCACAGGGCUGGGAAUGUAGCCCUGAGGAAGAACGCUUGGUGGUGAGUGGGGCCCUGGGGUAGAUCACCAGCAUCAUAGAAAAGGUGUAGGCUGAUAAGAAUUGUUUCCCUAGAAACAAUCCAAAUGGCCCAAUUUACUUAGUUGGAGUCCCUUGACUUGUUUUCAAGCAGUUCUUCAUAGAUAGCACUUGAUGUAGCAUGGACCCUAAAAGUGUACAAGAAAUUAUACAAAUGUGGGCAUGGCAAGCUUAAGUAGCUUAACAUACAUUAUGCUUUUUGAUGGAACUAAAUGAAAUAUAUGUAAAAAAAAAAGGAUUUUAAAAACC
This is a messenger RNA of Microtus oregoni (creeping vole), 4745 nucleotides long. RefSeq names its product multiple EGF like domains 11 (gene Megf11). The record is from RefSeq and is a predicted model, not a curated record. The transcript has 26 exons. Gene Ontology annotation, cellular component: membrane. Lineage: Eukaryota; Metazoa; Chordata; Mammalia; Rodentia; Cricetidae. Gene Ontology annotation, molecular function: protein binding; scavenger receptor activity. The coding region runs from base 184 to 3603 and encodes 1139 amino acids.